AUGACUCUCGCAAAACCCGUCCACCUCCACCUCUUCCCGUGUUUGUGUCUCUCACUCUUGCUUCUCCAACAUGCAAACGCUUUGCCUCGCUCGUCCGUCUCUUCUUCUCCCUUCUUCGCGCGUCGUCCUUCCCUCCGCGUGUGGGAAGAGCUCGACGGGAGCGCUCCCCUUCGAGGAUGGCCCUCGCCGCGGACUGGGUUCUCUGCGUCGCUCUCUCCCGUUGUUUUCCCACCGACUUCUCUCCUUCACACACUUUCUCACCGCCCCACUCCCUCCUCACUCUUGUCUCCUCGCUUGUCGUCGCUUGCCUUCUCUUCUUCCCUUCCCCUCAGCUGUCGAGGUUUGCGGCCGGAAACGGCGGUUCCUCGGCAAGGCGGCCGGUCGUUCUCCGCUGUGGCUUUAACACGCGCAGCCACGUUCGCUCCACCGGGAACUCCUUCCGUUUCGCGUCUCGCUGCACACCUGUGGACGCUCUGUUCUCUCUCAGCUUCUUCUCUCCCAGGUUUCGUGCGGCCCUGGUUUCCCGCGGCUUCCCCUCAGGCGUCGACGGUGAGCCGCGACGCACGCGGCAGGUGUGGAGCCUCCCUGCUCUCUGCGGCUCCAUCCUCUCCAGCUUCUCUCCCUCUCCGUGUCUCAGAGUGCCUCAUCUCGCGGGGCAUCUUUCCACCUCCCUCUCUGCCUGAGGCCUCGUCUCGUCCCGUUCGCGUUCUCGCGGAGACUUCCUUCUCGGCCCUCGGCGAUUUAGGCUUUGUCAUGGCAGGUCCAGAGGACGCACGAGACGGAGACUCCGCCCCUCCCUUCUCGUCGGCGUCUCUAAGAGCUUCAACUCGGCCCAGCGCCAGGCGAGAGGCGUCGUCCGGUGUCUUCUCCACGCGGUGGGGAGACUCGUUUUCCUGCACAGACGCAGGCCACCCUGGAGACAGGCCUCUAGAUUGCUUCUCAGAAGGCGACGAGAGCGGGGAAGCGCCGCUGUCUCUUCGCUCGCGAUUUUCGGGAGGAGACACAUGGCUGGCAGGGGCGAGAGGCCUUGGCAGCUUGCAGAUGAAAGUGAAGGUUCCGACGCCGGCGCUGAAGCCGCGAACGCGGAAAUCGAUUGCGAAGCGAUUCAAAAUCACCGCGACUGGAAAGCUGUUGUACAGACACUCGGGGCGCCAGCACUUGAUGAGCUCAAAGAGCGGUCGGCGGAAACGGCGCCUGCGGAAAGUCUGCGUUCUGACGGGGGCGAUGGCGAGGAAGUAUCUCGCAUGCAUCCACACGCCGCGAGCUCGGGUCAAAAGGAGGAAAAAGCUUUCGCCUCCCGUCUACAAAAUGUAG
This is a messenger RNA of Neospora caninum, 1314 nucleotides long. RefSeq lists its product as uncharacterized. Gene Ontology annotation, molecular function: structural constituent of ribosome. The transcript has a single exon. NCBI's taxonomy places the organism in Eukaryota, Apicomplexa, Conoidasida, Eucoccidiorida, Sarcocystidae. Gene Ontology annotation, cellular component: ribosome; large ribosomal subunit. Gene Ontology annotation, biological process: translation. The record is from RefSeq and is a predicted model, not a curated record. Bases 1 to 1314 code for a protein of 437 amino acids.